Scleropages formosus (Asian bonytongue) is the source of this 1608-nucleotide messenger RNA. RefSeq names its product gamma-soluble NSF attachment protein-like. The transcript is spliced from 12 exons. Gene Ontology annotation, cellular component: SNARE complex; vacuolar membrane. The record is from RefSeq and is a predicted model, not a curated record. Gene Ontology annotation, biological process: intracellular protein transport. The coding region runs from base 317 to 1246 and encodes 309 amino acids. NCBI's taxonomy places the organism in Eukaryota, Metazoa, Chordata, Actinopteri, Osteoglossiformes, Osteoglossidae. Gene Ontology annotation, molecular function: soluble NSF attachment protein activity; syntaxin binding.
CGGCACCCACGUCCGCUUAACCGCAGAUGCAGUAGUGAGGUGUUAGGCUGUCUGAUGGAGCUCUUCUAAGUGCUUUUUACCUCAGCGGAACCGCGUUAUUCAUCUCCAUAACUUAAAAACGCGUUGAUAUAUAUAUUUAUUGUCACGAGUGAAGCUGUGUUUGUUUUACGUCACUCUUGUCUUCGCGGGGAUGCAGUAACGCGGCUGUGUCAGACAGUAACUGGGGGGGGCGAAUCAAUCGCCUGUGUCGAACCACCAUCUCAUCAUUUUUCAUACCGAGUAUCUUUACAUUUUAGAGAGAAAUUAAACGCCUGUCAUGGCGGCUCAGAAAAUAAACGAAGCGCAUGAUCAUAUCGCAAAGGCUGAAAAACACUUAAAGACAAGUUUCAUGAAGUGGAAACCCGACUAUGACAGCGCUGCAUCAGAAUACGCCAAAGCAGCUGUUGCUUUCAAAAAUGCCAAGCAGCUUGAACAGGCAAAGGAUGCGUACCUGAAGGAGGCAGAGUGCCACACCAACAAUCGAGCCCUCUUCCAUGCUGCUAAGGCUCUUGAACAGGCCGGUAUGAUGCUGAAGGACAUGCAGCGGAUGCCUGAGGCGAUCCAGUACAUUGAGAAAGCUAGCACGAUGUAUGUGGAGAACGGCACCCCUGACACUGCUGCUAUGGCGCUGGACAGGGCUGGAAAGCUAAUUGAGCCUGUAGAUCUAGACAAGGCAGUUCACCUUUACCAACAGGCAGCGUCAGUAUUUGAGAAUGAAGAUCGUCUAAGGCAGGCUGCUGAACUUCUAGGGAAAGCCUCAAGGCUUCUUGUCAGACUGCGCAGGUUUGACGAAGCAGCCGUUUCCCUACAGAAAGAGAAGAACAUGUACAAAGAAAUAGAGAACUACCCUACCUGCUUCAAGAAAACCAUUGCCCAAGUGCUUGUUCAGCUUCACAGAAAUGACUUUGUUGCUGCAGACAAAUGCGUCCGUGAGAGUUACAGCAUCCCAGGAUUCAGUGGGAGCGAGGACUGUGUUGCCAUGGAGCAGCUACUCCAGGCGUACGAUGAACAAGAUGAGGACCAAAUGAGCCGUGUGUGCAACUCCCCCCUGCUCAAGUAUAUGGACAACGAUUAUGCCAAGCUGGCAAUCAGCCUGAUGGUGCCAGGAGGUGGAAAAAAGAAGAAAUCUCCCAUCACCCCUGAAGGCGAUGUUGGUGGGACACAGGCUGCCGAGGAGGAGGACGAGUAUGCGGGGGGGCUGUGUUAGCCCCACAUGUGUUACAGCGAUCAUCUGCCUUGCUGUGCUUCCCCAUGGUGCGCUGUGGGGUUGCAUCACAUCUAGGCCUCUACCACCUUGCUUCCUUGGGCACAUUCUGAAUGUUUCUGAGGUGAUUCUCCUCUGCUGCACAACUGUCCAGACACUAUUAUGCACUUGCACGGUUAUGAAAGAAGCAUGAUAACAAUAGAGUUACUUACGAUAUGGAAUAUUUUGUCCCUUUGGGUUUUUUUUAUGUUUUGCAUUAUAGCAGAGUUUCCCCCAAAGAAGGUCCACAGCUGACAUUUUUUUUGUAUUGUUUCCCAUUGUCUUCCUUUCUACAUUGAAUUUGUAGAGAAAUUGUUGUCAUCUUU